Opisthorchis viverrini is the source of this 438-nucleotide messenger RNA. RefSeq lists its product as hypothetical. Lineage: Eukaryota; Metazoa; Platyhelminthes; Trematoda; Opisthorchiida; Opisthorchiidae. Bases 1 to 438 code for a protein of 145 amino acids. The transcript has 2 exons. The record is from RefSeq and is a predicted model, not a curated record.
AUGCAUGAUAUUGGACACUGUGCCUGUGGCGAUUCUGAGCACGGAGAUAGACUGUCAGAUGGCCGGAUAGGCAUCAGAGAGUUGGAAUUGAACCAGAAAGUUCGAAAAUGGGACAAGCUUGUGCAGCCCGGAGCACACAGAAACUCUCAACUAAUCCGGACCAAGGAGACCACCUGCUAUGGAAUCAAUCCAACGCUUUGGCAACCUGGUAGUAUCCCAGCCCACAUGCUUCCUUUGGGUGGCACGGCAACCAGACACCGAAAGGAUGCUCUAGCUGAACGAUUAUCUCCAAUGCAUGGUGGUAACAUGAAACUCAUUUCAAUGGAGCUUUGGACACUGGUUGUAAGGCGGGUCCAACUGGCUUUGGAUUCCCCUUUGAUGCUCACACACUACUUGCCCAUCUCACUGAAUGAUUUAUACACAAGAUUCCUUUUUUAG